Acanthochromis polyacanthus (spiny chromis) is the source of this 915-nucleotide messenger RNA. RefSeq names its product SFT2 domain containing 2b (gene sft2d2b). The record is from RefSeq and is a predicted model, not a curated record. Gene Ontology annotation, cellular component: membrane. Gene Ontology annotation, biological process: vesicle-mediated transport. Lineage: Eukaryota; Metazoa; Chordata; Actinopteri; Pomacentridae. The transcript has 8 exons. Bases 132 to 632 code for a protein of 166 amino acids.
GUCAGAGGCGGUACUGCAGGCGGAAGUGCUGCACCUGUUGAUGCCUCUUGUUUCGGUGGAACACCUGAAAAUACCUGAAAGUUACUUUUCCUGGAGGUUCUGAAGACUCUGGAGGGUUGAGUCGGAACUUCAUGGAUAAAUUGAAGAGGGUUCUGAGCGGGCAGGAUGACGGGAGCGCUGAAGGGAACGCGGACGGGAGCGGCAUCCUGGAGAGAGCCAAUCAGGCGUCGACCCUGGCGUGGGGAACCAGGAUGAAGGGUUUCCUGAUCUGCUUUGUUCUGGGCACUGUGAGUUCCAUCCUGGGUACCUGUCUGCUGUGGAUUCCAGGUGUUGGUCUUGCUGUGUUUGCUGUCCUCUACAGUGUGGGAAACAUCUGCGCUCUGGUCAGCACCAUGUUCCUGAUUGGACCGAGCCGGCAGCUGAGAACCAUGUGUGCUAAAGAGCGAGCGCUGGCCACCGCUGUCAUGCUGGUGUGUCUGGUGUUGACGCUCUGCGCUGCUCUCUGGUGGAAGAAUUAUGGACUGGCUCUGCUCUUCUGUGUGCUGCAGUUUGUGGCCUUUACCUGGUACGGUCUGUCAUACAUCCCCUUCGCCAGAGACGCUGUUCUGAAAUUAUUCUCUCUCUGCAUGUAGAGUCUGUCUGACCAAUCAGGACGCAGCGUGUUCAUCCAAUCAGCACCUGGACUGUUACCUUGUUUUUUAGGUUUUAUGUAUUUAGAUCUGAGUUCAUUAACUGAUUCUGAUUCUUUGUCCUGAAACAGCAGAAUGUUUUAUACAGAAAACCAUUUAAGUUUUUAACUUCUUCCUACCUGAUGGUUACCUUUAACUUCAACAGUGAAACAUUGAAUAUUUAUCGACCAGUGGACAGAGCUGCAGAAACACUGAUAUGAAUAUUCAAUAAAAAUGUGUCUUUUAA